AUGGCUGCAAUCGUGGAACGGCGCAGUCGCCCCCAGGUUACAGUCAAUCUCGACGAUCCGAAGGACGGGAUUGUCAAUCGCUACACUACCGGUGAUGAGAUCAAUUUUAACGUAACGGUCACUGUGAGAGAGGAUGUGAUGAUCGGUGCCCUCCAGAUCACCUUUGAAGGUUGCGCCAGCCAGUUGAGAAUGGACGAUUUCCACCUUGUUGAACUCUUCGUUGCGGCAUUGUGUAUAGUUUCCCGUUCACCUUUGUUCUGCCUGACCGGCUCUUGCCCCAAGCGUGCGACCACGAAACGUCCAACUGGGUUCUGA
Molecule: messenger RNA, 315 nt
Organism: Aspergillus oryzae RIB40
Lineage: Eukaryota; Fungi; Ascomycota; Eurotiomycetes; Eurotiales; Aspergillaceae
Exons: 2
Coding region: 1-315 (104 amino acids)
Source: RefSeq, a predicted model, not a curated record